CAUCUAUGAAUGAUCCGAAAAAGAUUUAAGUAUGGCCAUAAAAUAUACCUGUAAAAUAAAGAUUAUCUAAUUAAUGAAUGUAGAGCUAUUCCAGGCCUGUUAUUAAGAUCAAGCCCUACGUCGAUAAGUUCAUACUGAUAUUUGAUCUGAAGUGGAAUAGAAAAACAUAACUGCAUAUUCAUAGUAAAAAGAGAUCAUUGACAUGAUGAGAGCCAUACUACAUGUAGCUGCUUGGAUGAUAUUUGCAAUCGUCCUCCUUGACAUUGCAACUACGACAACAUUGGCACACUGCGAUUACACCCAUGGGUCUGUGUGCCCAAUGGGAUUCACCUUCAAUGAAAACCUGGAGUCCUGUUACAACUUUGUCAUAUCAGAGAAAACCACUUGGUACAAUGCUCUCACAUUUUGCAACUCAAUGGACGCAAAUCUUGUUGCUAUAGACUCGGAAGAAGAAUACAAUUUCCUACGAAGUGAGAUUCAGGGACGGGGGAUUAUUGGAGACGGUGCUACAACAGGAAAUUCGUUCUUCAUUGGUGGCAACUUUUUAAAUGGAGGUUGGCAAUGGGCGGGUGGACCUUCAUGGAAGACAAAACCGAUAUUAUAUGCCCCUUGGAGUACUACGUGGAGCAGUCCAGAACCUAACGACGUGAAUGCAGAGAGAUGUACAGUUCUUUAUGGUGGUGAACAAUUUAAACUACAUAACUGGAAUUGUGGCUUUGAGUUCCAUUACAUAUGUGAAAUCAAAUUAAGAUGAAUAACUGUAACUCUUCGCUGAUUAUGAGGUACUGUUGUGUACAGGUUGGCUCUUAAGAGAUAAAUACAUUAUAGAUAUAUCCAAGAGAAUGGGAAAUAUAUA
Owenia fusiformis is the source of this 856-nucleotide messenger RNA. Lineage: Eukaryota; Metazoa; Annelida; Polychaeta; Sabellida; Oweniidae. The record is from the annotation of a GenBank genome assembly.